GACAAAAUGAUGUCUGAGAGGGCUCUGCUGAAGGAGCGGUACCAGGAGGUGCUGGACAAACAGAGGCAAGUGGAGAACCAGCUGCAAGUGCAGCUGAAGCAGCUCCAGCAGCGCAGGGAAGAGGAGAUGAAGAACCACCAGGAGAUCCUGAAAGCAAUCCAGGAUGUCACGAUCAAGCGAGAAGAGACAAAGAAGAAAAUGGAGAAAGAGAAGAAGGAGUUCUUGCAGAAGGAGCAGGAUCUGAAAGCAGAAAUUGAGAAGCUCUGUGAGAAAGGCAGAAGGUUGCUGAAGGAGCAGGAGGAGAAGGAGAACAAGAUUGCCUCUCUGAUCGCAGAGCAGUCUGAUGAGAAGCAGCUUUGGGAGAUGGAGCUGGAUAAGCUGAAGAAUCAGCACAACGAAAUCAACAGGAACAUUCUUGAGGAGACAGAACGGGCCUGGAAAGCAGAGAUCCUGUCCCUGGAGAGCCGAAAGGAGCUGCUGGUGUUGAAACUAGAAGAAGCAGAAAAAGAAGCGGAGCUGCACCUCACCUACCUCAAGUCUGCGCCGCCCACGCUGGAGACCAUGCGGCCCAAGCAGGAGUGGGAGAUGAGGCUCAACAGGAUACGGAUGACCAAGGAGAGCGUCCGAGACCAGUUCAACGACCACAUUCAGAUGGUGAGGAACGGCACCAAGCUGAGCAGCCUCCCGCAGAUCCCCACGCCGACGCUGCCACCUCCGCCCUCAGAAACAGAUUUCAUGCUGACAGCGUUCCAGCCCAGCCCAUCCCUUACCCCCAGGCUCCCGUUCCCCAUCGGACCGGUUCCCGUGCCCAUGGUCAUGCCGAGCGCCGAUCCUCGGGCGCUCUCCUUUCCCCUCCUGAACCCCGCCAUCUCCAGGCCCAGCCAGCCCUCCCCACCACUGCCCGCCUCCCAGGGCAGAAGCAGCCCGGUGGUGGCAUCGCUCGUGGGCACGCACGGCCCC
Messenger RNA from Merops nubicus (carmine bee-eater), 960 nucleotides. RefSeq names its product ring finger protein 214 (gene RNF214). Gene Ontology annotation, molecular function: ubiquitin-protein transferase activity. Lineage: Eukaryota; Metazoa; Chordata; Aves; Coraciiformes; Meropidae. The transcript has 8 exons. The record is from RefSeq and is a predicted model, not a curated record. The annotation marks the transcript as partial.